AUGUCUGACCAAGAGUAUACUACUUUUCCUCUGUGUGAAUACGCCUUCUUAGAGCGUUCAACUCAUGCUAUCUACAUAUUGCUAUGGCUUAUCUUUCAUGCCUUCAAGUGCGAUAAUUUGAGUGCUUUAAAGCCGAGUCGACUCUUUGCGUUCGACCUCAAGUCGAUAAUGACAGUAUUAAUAAUUCUUUCGUUAUUAUUGAGUGUAGUAUAUAACGCCUUUCUCACAAAAAUAGUAUACGAUGAAGGAUUCAUCGUCGCUGACAAAAUAAGGCUCAAGACACGCGAUGAGUGGACUCCUGAGCAUCAACAGUGGGAAGCUUCACUCGAUUAUGUUCUUAUGGUAAACUUUGGUAUGCAAACUUGUGUAUUUUAUCUCCUUCAAUGUUUCUGGGAUUACACAUCACAAGCGAUUAGCCGCCAACCCAUAAUGUCAUCAAUGGAAUAUCGAGGCUAUAUUGUCUGGUCAACGGUCUCUGCUUUUGGCUUCCCCAUCAUCCGACUUAUCCUGCGCAAUAGGGACGAUCUUAAAGACAUGGUACCAUUAAUGUUCUUUGCAGUACAGGUUCUUGGUGUCGCUAUUCUCCAAAUACAAAUUUACUAUCGAUUCAAGAACCUUAUCGAAACCUCAAUCGCAGUCAAAAAUUCCACCUUUAUCAUAGCCAAAGCACGAUACUUUGUAGAUCUGAUCAAGAUACUUAUUGGUUCGCUGUUCAUGAUUAGUAUCAGUGUGCUCAUACUUUGUAUUGAUUCGCUUGCUGGAGGACCGAUAAAGCAGAGCACCUUUGCAGUGGAUGUAUUGAUAGCUCACUAUUGUUUUGCUCAAUUGAUCACAUGGAUUGUGUUGGUUUUGAUAGUUUAUCCAAGGAAGGGAUUUGUUGGCACGGGAGGGAAUCCGGAGCACUUGAGUUCAGUCCAAACUGAUAGCUUCCAAGACGUUGGAAAAUUCAUGUCGACGCCUGCAACGCAAGGGUCAGGAGCUGGGUUACCUCGUCAAUCGAUAUCUCUCUCUACUGACGCCUACAAAACACGUUAUUCCGUAUCUCCUGACGUAUCAAGACAGCCGCAAACUCCUGUCAACAUCAUGUCCUUUCCUGGCAACCCGCUUCGGCGUAAUCUCUCAGUAUCAAAAGAUGGAAGAACAGUAUACGCAGAGACCAAGACAUUGGGGAAAGUUAACGGCUCGGAAUUUGUUGCCGUCGAAAAGGCAGAUCCGAGUCUUCUUGCGAGUUAUUACCUUGCAAAUGAUGAUGCGGGACAUGCAGAUAGAAUACAAGGAGAAUCUAUGCCUGUGAAUGGGUUAUCAAGCGCGAAUACUACGGCGGCCCCGCAAACGAAAAAUGUGCAACCACAGCCAAUACAGCCUUUUCACAAACUCCAGUUACAAAUAAAUGCUCAGCAGGGACGACAAGAUCCAAAGUCGAUGCAAGGAUCAAAGAGCAACGUUGUUAAUAAUAGUUCCACAGGUCUGCCCGAGCAGCAGUCUUCUCACAAUAACUCUAAUGCCUCAUCUCCAACAUCACUUCUUUCCGUUACAGCACCAUUCUCGCAACCACUCCGUCCGGCUUCGCCAACGCAUCCAAGUACUCUUCUUCGUUCUCUCCAGUUUCCCUCCCAAACAGCUUCUCCAAAGCGAACCUCUAUACAAUUGACGGCCGCGCGCAACUCGGUAAUCUCACAAACAUCUCACGUGGGCGAAUAUAGUAGGAGGAUGUCGUCUGAUAGUACGGCACCGUCUACAAGAACAAUAUUGACUCGAACAACAACGCCCGAUACACCAAACGAAAGGUCACCGAUUAGAAUUUUUGCUAGUACGGUCACGACCACUACUAUACAAAAUGCAAACGAUCAAGAAGAGGAUAGAAUAGGGAGACGAAAUUUAAUAAGAGACAUUGACAACCUUGAAAAUGACCUUGACGCAGAUACAGAACGAUAUCCCACGCCAGGUGGUGAACCGGGUGGAUACAGUAGUGACGAGGAAAUAAUUAGCGAAGCUAAUAGCAGUGACACGGAAACCGGUGGAAGAAGUCUGAGGAAAGCAAAUCUCGAGUCUGCGAUUGCUGGAACUGGACUUGGCACGUCGGGGCGUGUUGUUGGAGAUAAGGAUAGUGCCAGAAAUAGUGUUGGACAAGUCAGCGAGGCAGAGAGUGAAUUGUAUUGGCAUGCUAUGUGA
Molecule: messenger RNA, 2172 nt
Organism: Paraglomus brasilianum
Lineage: Eukaryota; Fungi; Glomeromycota; Glomeromycetes; Paraglomerales; Paraglomeraceae
Source: the annotation of a GenBank genome assembly